AUGGCGCAUCCCGACAACAUUUCCGGAGAUGAAUUAGAAGUUCCGGAAGACGUCAACGUAGAUGCUAAGUUUAAAGAGUCAAUUAAAGAUGUUAAAACAAUUGUCAUUGCGGUGGAUUGGGUCCGAAAUAAAGCAAGUAAAUUUGGAUUUAGCGUUGUGAUAGCAAGGUCUGACAAUAGCACUAGUAGAAGGCAAGCAUUUGUUAUGAUGAGAUGCGAGAGGGGUGGGAAGUAUGUUCCAACAAAUCGGAAGUUAAAACAUGAUGACACAAGGUCGAGAAAGUGUGCGUGUUCGUUUAAGUUGCGCACAUCUUGUAGGGUUGAUGGUUUGUGGUGUUUUAGCGUCAUCUGUGAAAUUCAUAAUCACACAUUGGAGACCAAGCUACACGACCAUCCAGAAUCAGAAUUAUCGAUAAUCAAAGUUGCGCCGAGAAACAUACUUGCCGAUUUGAAGCGAAAAAGACCAGAUAGUGUUUCAAAUAUCAAGCAGGUAUACAAUGAACAUUACAAUCUUAGCACUACGAAAAAAGGUCCGAGGUCGAAAAUUCAACACCUUUUGAAACUGUUGGGUGAUAACCAAUAUGUUUCAAGUUUCAAAGCUUGUGAGGACAUAGUUACUGUUCGUGACAUAUUUUGGACUCAUUGCGAAAGUAUCAACUUGUUCAACACAUUUGCAACCAUCCUUAUAAUUGAUUCGACGUACAAGACCAACAAGUAUAGGCUUAUACUUCUAGAAAUUAUUGGUGUGACCUCUACGGACAAGACAUUGUCGGUUGGAUUCGCUUUUUUGCAAUGUGAGAAAGAAGAUAACUUUAUAUGGGCUUUGGGAAUAUGUUAG
Molecule: messenger RNA, 837 nt
Organism: Vicia villosa (hairy vetch)
Lineage: Eukaryota; Viridiplantae; Streptophyta; Magnoliopsida; Fabales; Fabaceae
Product: protein FAR1-RELATED SEQUENCE 5-like
Exons: 2
Coding region: 1-837 (278 amino acids)
Molecular function (GO): DNA-binding transcription factor activity, RNA polymerase II-specific
Source: RefSeq, a predicted model, not a curated record